This is a messenger RNA of Eruca vesicaria subsp. sativa (arugula), 282 nucleotides long. Lineage: Eukaryota; Viridiplantae; Streptophyta; Magnoliopsida; Brassicales; Brassicaceae. The record is from the annotation of a GenBank genome assembly.
AUGUUCGGACUCGAGCGAAGGCUUGUGGUUCGAACACUCUUAGAGCGGAGGAGACUGCGUGAGGCUGGAUUCACAGAGCAGCGUCCACCUCCCGCUUUCGACGGUGGAAGGAUAACAGGCCGCAAGAAUAAGCACUGGGUUGUUGCUGAGAUCAUCAAGAAAGCUCGCAUCUAUUCUCCUCAAGCAGCCGCUGCUGCUAUUGCUGCUUCUGCAUCCACUUCCUCAGCCUCCAUUGCUGAUUCUACUGCUCAGACCCUGGCUCCUCCACCUCCUACUUCUUAA